This is a messenger RNA of Paramecium pentaurelia, 1425 nucleotides long. NCBI's taxonomy places the organism in Eukaryota, Ciliophora, Oligohymenophorea, Peniculida, Parameciidae. The record is from the annotation of a GenBank genome assembly.
AUGAAUUUUUAAAUAAUUCAAACAAUCACAUUUUACUUUUUCAUUUGGGUAAUUAAACCAUUUGCGAAUGUAGGAUUAUCAUUCACUUAUUAUACAGCCUACAUAGCAAUCUAUUUAACAGAUUUUGUACUUUCAUUAUUUGUAAAAGAAUGCGAAUCUAGAAAUCAAACUGUUUUCCAUAAACUACGUAAAAUACUCAACAAACAUAAACCAUAUUAUGGAGUAUAUACUUAAGCAAGUAAUAAUAAAUAAUUAUCAUAUCUAUAGCUGACAUGAUCAUUGAUUAAGGUUACAAUUUUGAAAGCCAUAAAAUAAUUACAGAAGAUGGUUACAUUCUCACAAUUUGGAGAAUCUACAAAGAUGUAACUCAUCCACAUCCUCAUCCAAUCAUUAUGUAACAUGGAUUAUUGGAUAGUUCAUGGUCUUGGCUUAUCAAUAACGAUAAAAAGCUAACAUUGCCAUAUAUCUUAGCUGAAUAAGGCUAUGACGUAUGGCUAGCCAAUAAUAGAGGUAAUAAAUAUUGUAUUGGACAUACUAAAUUAUAAGGUGUAAAUUAUAAUCAACAAUAUUGGGAUUGUUCCUUUGAUGACUUAGCAAAAUAUGACUUCAAGGCUAUCAUAUUAUAUGUUAAAAAUGUUACUCAAAGAGCAAAAGUAAUAUAUUUAGGUCACUCCCAAGGUACUACAUAAGCAUUUGCUUAUUUAUCAAAUAACAUUGAAUUUUAACAUCAUCUUAAAUGUUUUAUUGGACUUGGUCCAGCCAUGUUUAUUUCUAAUUUGGUAAUCCUAAUUAUUUAUAUUUUUUAGAGAUCAAAUUUCUUGUAAUGGGCUAUUAAAUUAUAUUUAUUUGAAUUGAUAUAUUAUUUGGGAAUUCCCUAUUUCUUUGUUUUUGAUGAUGGUUUUAAUAUUAAAAUAGGAGCUCUUUGUUAUAUGAUACCUUCUAUAUUUAGAAGCUUUUUUUUCGAAAUUACAAAUUAAUUGUGUGGUUUUCCAUAAAAAAAUAAGAUCGAUUUAAAUCGUUUCGGUAAUAUGGUUGCUCAUGAGCCUGGAGGUUCAGCAUCUAAAAAUAUUGUAUAAUGGUAUAUAUUUAUAUAAUUGUAGGAUGUAAUUCUUUAGAUCAAAAUAAUUAUAAUAUUUUGAUUAUGGAACUAGUUAAAAUUUAAUAUUAUAUGGAUAAAGAGAUCCUCCUCCAUAUCCAGUAGAUAAUUUGAAGAAUUUUAUAAUUCCUAAAUACUUUUAUUUGGGAACAAAAGAUGUAAUUACAGAUACAGAUGAUUUGGGUAAAAUGUUAAGUAAGUUGGAUUAAACACAUAUGAAAGUAGAAUUCAUAGAUGAUUAUGCUCAUUUAGAUUAUGUAUGGGCUGUUGAUGCUCAUGUAAAAUUGUAUCCAUCAAUAUUAAAAAAUAUUAAGGAGAAUUAAAAUUGA